AAGUCUUUAUAUAAACAUCUCAUUUCCCUUUUCCUUUCUUCACAUAUUAUUGUACUAUUCACCAUGGAAAAUUCCCAACAACCUCUUGCCACAGAGAGUUUUUCAUAUAGCUGGUUGUUGAACAGAAAACCUUCCAUUGAUGGCCUAACAGAAUCCCCUAGACCUUGUUAUAGUAGUGAUGAUGAUCAUGAUAAUGAUGAUGAAGAAGAUAUGAAGUUUAUCGCUUACUCGAAAAGAUUCCUAGAAGAAGCUCAAAACUUCAAUUUUGAUGUUCAUCCUGUUUCUGAAUCUGUCCAUGCUGAUGAAAUCUUCUCUGAUGGACACAUCAUGCCUCGAUAUCUUGAUAAAUCAAAGAUUGAAUCUUUUCGCGAAGCCUUCAAUAAUUUCAACAUAAAUUCAUCAGUACCCUCAAGUAGUACUCAUCCCACACCACGAGUUUCAGAUUCUACAACUAGUGAUCAAGCUGAUUUUCUUGAGAAAUGGAGGAAAUUUUCGCGCAGAGUCUUGGUUAAAUGGUUCGGAUUCAUCAGGCCAAUUUCCAAAAGGAUAUCAAGUUCAAGAAAAAGUACAGCAAAAGUUGAUGACCUUCAAAGAAAAGUAAGUGAAAUUCAAAGCUGCAAAACUACUGAUUAUUCUUCAUUUCAGGGAUCUCCUCCUCAUCGAAUAAUGAAAUCUCAUUCUGUUGUCGAUUGGGCUGGAAAUCGUAAUGAUCAGAGAAGUAGAGUUAAGACUUUGAGAAAGGUGAAAAGCUGGAGUAGUAUUAAGUCACCACAGGCUUAUAAUUCCCCUAUAAAAAGUCCAGCCUAUGAUCAUUCUAAUGAUGUUUGGCGCGAUAUGGAGAGCGCGGUUUCUGAUGCAAUUCUUCACUGUAAAAGAUCAUUUGGUAUGUUAACAGAGCCUGAUAUCAAUCUUGAUGAUCAUUUGGUAUGUUAA
This is a messenger RNA of Solanum verrucosum, 933 nucleotides long. RefSeq names its product probable membrane-associated kinase regulator 6. The coding region runs from base 64 to 933 and encodes 289 amino acids. The transcript has a single exon. Lineage: Eukaryota; Viridiplantae; Streptophyta; Magnoliopsida; Solanales; Solanaceae. The record is from RefSeq and is a predicted model, not a curated record.